Populus nigra (black poplar) is the source of this 2033-nucleotide messenger RNA. RefSeq names its product subtilisin-like protease SBT3.18. The transcript has 6 exons. NCBI's taxonomy places the organism in Eukaryota, Viridiplantae, Streptophyta, Magnoliopsida, Malpighiales, Salicaceae. The record is from RefSeq and is a predicted model, not a curated record. Gene Ontology annotation, biological process: proteolysis. The coding region runs from base 1 to 1860 and encodes 619 amino acids. Gene Ontology annotation, molecular function: serine-type endopeptidase activity.
AUGGACUGCAACCGGAAGUUAAUUGGUGCACGUUACUACCUCCAAGGCUUCGAACAAGAAUUUGGGUCAUUAAAUACAAGUGGCAACCCAGAAUAUCGAUCAGCUCGAGACUUUCUUGGUCAUGGGACACACACAGCUUCAACAGCAGUAGGAUCCAUGGUGAAGAAUGCAAGCUUCCUUGAUUUUGCACUGGGAACUGCAAGGGGUGGAGCUCCAAGGGCUAGGUUAGCAGUGUACAAGGUAUGUUGGGGCAAAAAUCUUGAUGGGAAUUGUGCAGAAGCUGACAUUCUUGCUGCUUUUGAUGACGCUUUACAUGACGGGGUUAAUAUAAUCUCGGCCUCGUUUGGUUCCGACCCUCCAUUGACUCCAUUCUUUUCAUCAAGUGCUGAUAUUGGUUCAUUUCAUGCAAUGCAACUGGGUGUAAGUUCAGUGUUCUCAGCUGGAAAUGCUGGCCCUGAUCCAUCUCUGGUGGGAAAUGUCGCACCAUGGACAAUAUCUGUUGCUGCUUCCUCUAUUGAUCGCGUAUUUCCAACUGAGAUAGUUAUUGACAGUAACUUCUCUGUCAUGGGGGAAAGCUUAAUUACAAAAGAGAUUAACGGAAGAUUGGUGAGCGCAUUCUCCUAUUUUGCUGAUGGCACAUCAUAUUCAUUUUUCAGGGCUUGCUUGAUGGAGAAUUGGAACAAAAGAGUAGCUAAAAGGAAGAUUAUUCUAUGCUUCUCCAACAGAGGCCCAGUGCCAUCAGCUGGAAUUGCACAAGCAGCAGUCUUGGCGGCCAGUGGAUCGGGACUGAUCUUCGUUGAACCUCCCACCAUGCAAAUUGCUGAUGUUGAUAUCAUCCCCACAGUGCGUGUCGAUGUUGGUCAAGGGAAUAAAAUUCAAAUCUAUAUUGCUCAAUCUUCUCAGAAUCCUGUGGUGAAGAUAUUGCCGAGUAAAACAGCUAUUGGAAAGUCACCAGCACCUGUUGUAGCAUCCUUCUCUUCUAGAGGCCCGAGUCCAAUUUCUCCUGACAUCCUCAAGCCAGAUGUAACUGCUCCAGGAGUUACCAUAUUGGCAGCAUGGCCCGCCAAGACUUCUCCAACAUUGUUACCAUUUGAUGAUCGCCGUGUGAAUUGGAACUUUCAAUCAGGAACAUCAAUGUCAUGCCCUCAUGUGUCUGGAGCAGUCGCACUUCUCAAAUCAGCUCACCCUGAUUGGUCUCCCGCAGCCAUUAGAUCUGCUCUAAUGACCACAGCAUAUACAAGGGACAACACAUUUGACAGCAUCCUAGCUGGAGGAUCAAGGAAAGUUUCCGACCCCUUUGACAUUGGUGCUGGCCACAUACACCCUUCCAAAGCAAUGGAUCCGGGCCUAGUUUAUGACAUGAAAACCAGAGACUACAUUAUCUUCCUCUGCAACAUUGGCUACAACAAAAAUCAAAUAAACAUGUUGGUUCUUCCAUCUCCUGGGACUGACACAAGCUGCUCUCAUGUACACCAAACAAACUCCAACAUAAACUACCCUUCAAUCACAGUUUCCAAUCUCCAAUCCACAAUGACCAUUAAGAGAACUGUUAGAAAUGUGGGUAGAAAAACAACUGCUAUAUACUUUGUUAGCAUUGUGAAGCCUCAUGGAGUGGAAGUGCUAAUCUGGCCUAGGAUUUUAAUCUUCUCAUGCUUCAAGGAGGAACUCUCUUAUUUUGUGACACUUAAACCACUCAAGAAAUCUCAAGGGAGAUAUGAUUUUGGAGAGAUAGUGUGGUCUGAUGGAUUCCACAAAGUUAGGAGUCCGUUGGUUGUGUUAGUGAACAACAGCAAUGAUGAUGAUGAUGAUGAUCCUAGUGUUUUUGCAUCUAAUACCACUGCAGCUAGCAGCAGUAUUUAGGGUCCCUUGAGACCCUAGCUGCUCUUACGCGUAUCUUUUUAUGAUUGAAGAUUGGGGAUUUUCAUGUCUUAUUGAUAUGUAUGUACUGUACCAUUAAUCAUCACGUUAGGCUUCUGCCUAGGUGACUGGUUUUCCUUUCAUUAUUGAAUAAAAUCCUUGUGCCCUUUCUUUUC